Messenger RNA from Rotaria sp. Silwood2, 1569 nucleotides. The record is from the annotation of a GenBank genome assembly. NCBI's taxonomy places the organism in Eukaryota, Metazoa, Rotifera, Eurotatoria, Philodinida, Philodinidae.
AUGAAGACUAUUUCAAUACAUUUCAGUCAAAAUAAUAAUGGAGUUAAUCAAUCGAUAACAACAAAAACGUUAUAUAAAAAUUUUAAAUAUUAUCAAAAUUAUAAUCCAGCUGCUGGUGAUGUUAAUAGAAAUGCAACUAUAUCUCAAAUAGAACAUGAACGAAAUGUAUGUGAAGAAGAAUUAUAUAGAUUACGUUAUGGAAUUGAAAAUUUAUUAGCUAAUAAAGAACAAGGUGAUUUUAAAAUGCGAGAACAUAAAGAUUUUAAAAAUAUAGAAAAUCCUUUUCGAACAAUGAUAACUAAUAUAUGCAAUCUGAAUAGUACAUUUAUAGAAAAUUUCAUAAAAUUUACAAAAAAGAAAGUGUUUUUUUCAAAAAUUAUUCUAGAUAAAAAGAUUACAAGUUGGAUCAAUAGAUGUACUCCCUGUUGUCGUCGCUGGAGACGAGAUAAUAGACGUAAUAAUAGUAUUUUUAAAUCCAAUGAAUAUUCUCAUCGUCAGAUUUAUAAUGAUCAAAAUUAUGAUAAUCCUUCACAUAGAACUCCAAAAUCUUCACAACUUUAUAGCGACUCAUUUAUUUCUUCUUCACCAUCAAUAUCAUCACGUUAUAUUAAUCCGAAUAGAAGUCGAAAAAAGCAUAAUUUAAAAAGAAGUAUUAGUAAAUUAAUGAAUGGUAUGACGACAUCCAGUAAAAUGAAUGGUUCGAAUCUAUUAAAAUCGAAAGAUAUUAAUGAUUCUCUAUAUAAUUCAUUAAUUCUUAAAAUACUCGAAGCAAAAGCAUUAGAUUGCCUUUGUACUGGAUAUUCAAAAGAAAAUACACAAAAGCAAAUUUCAAAUGCAUUAAAUGAAAUGAAUCAAAGAAUUGGUGAACAACAAUUGGAUUCUACAAGUGCUACAUCAUCACCUUCUAGUAAUAAAUCGUCAAUAUUAACCGAUGAUAAAUUUCCUUCCUCUCAAUUCAAUACACCACAACUAUCGAAUGAAGAAAUAAGUUCUCCAUCGUCAUCUGAUAAUGAACCACCUAGUGUUAAUGAAACAACAUCAACAUUAUCAUCACCUGAUAACAACAAACAAAAAAUUAAAAGCUCAUUGAAAUUAAACGAAAACAUAAAAUCACCAAAGAAAAAGUCCAAAGUAACCAUUGUUGGUGAUAAAACACCACAAUUAAACAAAUUAACAAAAAAGAAGAGAUCAUCUUCAAAACAUAGAAAAAAAUAUAAAAAAGGUUCAAAACAAAAACGUAAACCAACUAGUGUAACAAUGAAACGAACAAAAUCUCGAACUUCAAAUAAAAAAAGAGGUAAAUCUCAAACAUCAAAUAGAAAAAGAAGUUCAUCGAAAUUAAAAAAACAGAAAGGUUCAUCAAAAUCUUCAUCAAGAAGUAAAUAUAACAAAAACCGGCAAACCAAAAAUAAUCGGCGUACUAAAAAGAAACGAACAAAACCAAAAUCAAAUAAUCAGAUGAAUGAUCAUGAAACAGUUAUGUUACCAAUAUUUAUAUAUCCUCAAUCAUAUCAAGAAGUAUAUCAACAUCGACAAAGACUAUUAAAACUUUUGCUUUCAUCAACAUAA